Molecule: messenger RNA, 861 nt
Organism: Oryctolagus cuniculus (rabbit)
Lineage: Eukaryota; Metazoa; Chordata; Mammalia; Lagomorpha; Leporidae
Gene: PMIS2
Product: PMIS2 transmembrane protein
Cellular component (GO): intracellular membrane-bounded organelle; membrane
Source: RefSeq, a predicted model, not a curated record
AGGAUCACCCUUUGCCAGUCUAGGGCUUGGGAUUCCAGGGCUGGCGUGGAGGUCUGGGGCUCUGUUUCCAACACACUCCAAGGUCUAUCUUUGGAAAGGUCAUGCCUCCCAAGCCAUCAACAGCUGCCCCGCCAGGUGACCCAGCUGCGCCAGCUGCCCCAGCUGACCAGCCUGCGCCAGGUGCCCAACCUGCCCCAGCUGACCAGCCUGCGCCAGGUGCCCCACCUGCUCCAGGUGACCAGCCUGCGCCAGGUGCCCCACCUGCUGCAGCUGAGAAAAAACAACCUAGCCAGACAAAAGAAGAACUGGCAUUUUAUGCUCCAAAUUACCUAUGCAUGUCUAUCUUUGCUGUACUUCUUUUUUUCCCUUUGGGACUGGCAGCUUGCUACUUCAGCCAUAAGACCACACAGGCCAACAGGGAGAGCAAAUGGGAAGAGGCUUACUUAAACUCAGGUCGAACCGGCUGGCUGAGUGUUUUUGGCAUACUCAUUGGUUUAGGCAUAAUUUAUGGAUGUGUCCUAUAUAUGUGAAGACCAGGCCUACCAUCCCAGGGAUCAACUCCCCCAAAGAUCCACCCAUCAAAACACGGACCAGACAAGUCAGCUGCACGCAAAAAACUCAACAGCUCUAAGAUAUUCCCUAAUCAAGAAACCUACCAACCGAGGAACUUAACAUCCAAGUGACCCACAGCCCAGGAACACCAGAUCACCUGCCUGUACUCACUACUUCCGCUCGCUCGCCCUCCAGAGCUGUUUUCAUUCACCUGAGGGAUCUGUACACCAUGUACUAGAUCCCCUUACUUGCUUAACACUGGGCUGAUCUUUCAAAUGUUUAUUUAAAUGAAUAAAACUGGAGGAAGUA